Equus quagga is the source of this 1819-nucleotide messenger RNA. RefSeq names its product chromosome 5 C1orf109 homolog (gene AIRIM). Gene Ontology annotation, cellular component: nucleus; cytoplasm. The transcript has 5 exons. The record is from RefSeq and is a predicted model, not a curated record. The coding region runs from base 291 to 980 and encodes 229 amino acids. Lineage: Eukaryota; Metazoa; Chordata; Mammalia; Perissodactyla; Equidae.
GCCAGGGAACUGCGGGCGCAAGGUGGCGGGCUUACCGCGUCUUCAAAGUUUGAUUGCACGGUUAUGAGUUUCCUCGCUGGUUUAGGACAGCAGUCUCAAGGAGAGGAGAAGAGGUUCCGGCUCCGGAAGCACGGAUCAGGCGAGGGGGAGACCGGGCUUCGGCCCCGGGAUCCGCAGUCUGACGCAGGAGACUGCGGUGGCCAGGGACGAGCCUCCUCCGAGGGAGAGUCAGGAAACCCUUCCCGAGGUGGGAAAUAAGGACCCUAUCUCCGAGAGCCCCUCUAGAGAAGAUGACUCAAGAUCAGCCUUUGCUUGCUGUGCAGGAGGCCCUGAGGAAGUGCUUUCCCGUGGUGGAGGAGCAGCAGGGCCUGUGGCAGAGCACCCUGCGGGACUGCCAGCCCCUCCUGGCCUCCCUGGGCAACCUGGCAGAGCAGCUGCAGGCGGCACAGAGCCUGCGAUUUGAGGACGUGCCGGCACUUCGGGCCUUCCCAGACUUAAAGGAGCGGCUAAGGCGCAAGCAGCUAGCGGCUGGUGACACUGUCCUGGACAAGCUAGGGGAGCGGCUAGCUGCGCUCCUCAAGGUGCGGGACACAGUCAGCAGCCAUGUGGAACGGGUGCUUCAGAUCUAUGAGCAGCAUGCAGACACGAUCAGCAUUGAUGCUGUCCUGCAGGCUUCAGCUGUGAGCCCCUCUGUGGCUGAUAUGUUGGAGUGGUUGCAAGAUAUUGAGAGACAUUAUCGAAAUUCGAAGGUACCUGAAGAGAAAGUACCUCCUGUCUUCGAUCCAGUGGGAGGACUUGGUCAACAUCCAAGCUUUGCCCAAGGCCUGGGACCAAAUUUCGGAAGAGGAACACCAAGACCUUGUACAGAAUGUCCUGUUGAAUGUCUCCUUCUUCCUGGAAGAGUAAGGAAGCUGUGUGUUCAUCUGCAGACGAAGGGGAUGCAGCUGAAGACCGACAUUGCUGCACUCUGCUAUUUCUAAAGAAAUGCCAGUAUUGCAACCUGGCAUAUUGGAAAGGUCAAUGCCUGGAGCCUCAGGGCUGGCUCUUGGGAGGGUUGUGCUAGAUGUUUCUGAUGUUGGGGCUUCUGAUGUUAUGGCUGAGGGUACACGGCCAUCUCUUGCCCUUUCCUAAGGCUCAGGGGAGUGGACGGAGGCAGAGAGAACACUGGAAAGGUAGUGCCGAAGAACACCGAGGGCAGAAGCAGCAGCCACAGAAAUGGUAGGCAAGGAAAGGAUGGGGUAGAGAGUGGCACCGCCUCGGCAUCAUCCAGACCUCUGAGCCUGGUUGACACCAGGCCCUGGUUUCGUGUGUUUGUGUCAAUACCCAACUCCUUGGCUAAAGAGAAAGUGGCUUUGAUGAUUUAAAGAAAUAAAGGUGAUGUUGAUGGAAAACAGUAAUGGUUUUCCAACGGCAGUAGCUCCUUAUCAUCAAGAUGUGUCAGUUUCCAGAGCCUACCACCAGGGGGCGGUGGUGCAGCGUGAAUUAUUCUGACAGCCUUGUCGUGAGGGUGACCCCCUAUUGCUCUCACAUCUGAGAGGAAGUAACUGGGGAUAGCGGAACUUCUCAAAUGACAAGGUUUUUUUGACCAAAGCUGGCAACUGACUUGCCAGAUUCCUCUGAUCUUGGAGUAGCGGUGUGGGUGGCAGAGCACCAGCCCAGAGUCAGGCGAUUAGGGUUGUGUCUCUGAGACCCAGUGCCCUCAUCUGUGAAAUGGUCGUGGUACUUCCACACCUGUCAGCUUCCUAGGCUGUUAUGAAAAUCUGGGUCAUUGGAUGUAAAAGGACUCAAUAAAGAGUAUAGAUAUUUUUCAAAAUGAAAA